AUGCGCCCUUGCCGUAGAUUCGUUCUCCGUUUCUUCCCUAUUCUAAACCAAUUUCGUUCAGUCUCUUCUUCACCGCAAGAGCUUGAACAUGCUGUUAGAGCUGUAGUAGAAUCCAAAAACUAUGUUAAAAUUCCUGAUUUCAUUACCACCGAGUUCUCACAAUCCCAAUCCCAAAUUUCAAACCCUUUCUCUUUUUUAUCUUCGUUUUCGCAUAAUUUACAAGUGCAAAUGGUUGAUGAAAUGUUGCAGUCUUUUAUACCUAUCAGACCGCGCUACAAGCCCAAGCUAGCUUACUCUUACCUUUUGUCUUACAUUCUUCAAACUUCUCAGCCAUUCCCUCUUGCACUUGCAGUUCUUCAACGGACUCUACGUUCUGGUUGCUUACCAGUUCCUCAGACUCAUGUCCUUCUCUCGUCUGCUUGGCUGGACCGGCGGCAAUGUCGGUUGCAAUCUGUAGCGAAUAUUUUACUUGAGAUGCAGUCAAUUGGAUAUUAUCCUGAUUGUGGUACUUGUGGUUAUAUAGUUUCAUCUCUUUGUGCUGUUGAUCAAUUAGCGGAGGCGGUUAAUGUCGUGAAGGGUAUGGGUGGAGCAGGAUGUAUUCCUGAUUCGAAUUGUUUCGGGGUUGUGAUUAGUGCAAUGUGUAGUGUUAGAAGGACCGUUGAUGCUCAAGGUUUGAUAGAGGAAAUGGUGGUGAAGUAUGGGUUGACACCGGAUCAUGGAACGGUGGUGAAAUUGUUGGCUGCUUUACGGGCGGAUAAAGAGAUAUGGAGAGCGGUUGAGGUGAUUGAGUUUCUGGAGAAGGAAGGAAAUGAUGUUGGGUUUGAGAGUUAUGAGAUGGUGAUUGAGGGUUGUUUGGAGAGACAUGAAUAUGUUUUGGCUGGGAAGGUUGCGAUGGGGAUGACGGAAAGAGGUUUUAUACCGUAUAUUAAGGUGAGACAGAAGAUAAUUGACGGGUUGGCGAGCAUCAAUGAGUGGAAGGUAGCUUGUGCUGUGAGACAGAGAUUUGCAAAACUUAAAUCUUAG
Messenger RNA from Lathyrus sativus (Indian pea), 1023 nucleotides. Lineage: Eukaryota; Viridiplantae; Streptophyta; Magnoliopsida; Fabales; Fabaceae. The record is from the annotation of a GenBank genome assembly.